Neocloeon triangulifer is the source of this 2242-nucleotide messenger RNA. Its product is annotated as facilitated trehalose transporter Tret1-like. The transcript is spliced from 9 exons. Gene Ontology annotation, molecular function: transmembrane transporter activity. The record is from RefSeq and is a predicted model, not a curated record. Gene Ontology annotation, biological process: transmembrane transport. Bases 279 to 2018 code for a protein of 579 amino acids. Lineage: Eukaryota; Metazoa; Arthropoda; Insecta; Ephemeroptera; Baetidae. Gene Ontology annotation, cellular component: membrane.
GUUUGAGUCGCUUCUGACGCGCCACCGCAUCCAGCCGCGCUGCUUUUCUCUCAAUCGCGAAUGCACCUUGCCAGAGAUAAAUAGGUAAAACAAUGCACGCCUCCUUAUAAAUUGAACGGAGCAGUGGUGCGCGACCUAGUUGGCUCUCUGUGGUGGGUAGGGUGACAGUAAUUGUCGGACACACACCGAUCAUCUUUACCUUUCGAUCAUUCCGCAAUGUCCGUCUGAGAAAUUCUAAUUUCAGACCAAUUUGAAUAAAUCAAGAAAUUUAAGACAACAUGAUGUCAUCCAUGGAAAAUAUUGUCCGCGGCGAGGUGGUGGACGAAGCAGCCUCCGUGGACCAUGGGGGCACAGACAACCCAGCAUUGGCAGCCGAGAUCGCGAACGAGCCGGUCAUGCCCAAGAAACCUGAAUUCACCGAUGAGGAGCUCAGCUCCAUGGUGGCCUACAAGCCCAGCGGGCCACCCCAACCCCCUGUGUCCAAACUUCGGCAAGCUGCGCCGCAGGUUUUGGCAACGAUGGCGAAAAACUUGUUGCUGCUCGCUUACGGGAUGACAAUCGGCUUCCCGACCAUCGUGAUUCCAACCCUUACGAACGGCGACGAACCUAAUUUGCAGCUCACAACCGAGCAGAUCUCCUGGUUCAGCAGUAUCAACUUGAUUUGCGUACCUGUGGGCGGGCUGCUGUCGGGCGCACUGACCAACUUCUUGGGUCGCAAGAAGGCCAUGAUGCUGGUCAACCUGCCCAUCCUGAGCGCGUGGCUGAUGCUGCGGUACACGCAGAACGUGCCGCUCCUCUACUUCUCGCUCGCCCUCACCGGCUUCACCGGCGGCCUGCUCGAGGCGCCCGUCCUCACCUACGUUGCCGAAAUCACCACGCCCGAGAUGCGCGGCAUGUUGGCGUCCACCUCCAGUAUGAGCAUCAUUGCCGGCACUUUCAUCCAGUUUCUUCUCGCAACUGUGUUGUCGUGGCGAGACAUCGCGGCCUACAACAUCAUUGCACCGGUGACUGCGUUUUGCUGUCUCUUCCUGGUGCCGGACUCGCCUUACUGGCUGGCGACCAAGGGUCGAGUCGCCGAAGCGCACAAAUCUCUGGCCUGGCUCCGAGGAUGGGUGACACAAGAGGCUGUGCAAGACGAGUUCAACUACCUCCUCGAGACAGUGAAAACACCAAAAAUGGUUUCCGUCCACAAAGACGGCCACAUCACCAGGAUGGAAAUUUUCAAGCACAAUCUCAAGCCCUACACCCGCGCCACCUUCGUAAAGCCCUUCAUCCUGGUGUCCUCCGCGUUUUUCUUCGGACACUUUUCUGGAAUGACAACUCUGCAGACCUACUCGGUCAGCAUUUUCGAGCAACUCGGAGCACCGAUCGACCCCUUCCAAGCCACAAUGCUGCUCGGAUUGGUCCAACUGACAGGAACGUUACUCUGCGUGGUCGUUGUCCACUGGUCAGGUAAGAGACCAUUAACGCUUAUUUCAACCGUCGGAGCGGCCACUUGCUUCGGCAUCACGGCCACCUAUGACAUGGUCCGCCAGUCCGACCCCACAGUGACAGCCUCGUGGGUGCCACUGACCUUCCUCUUGUCCUCGGCCUUCCUCACUCACAUGGGAAUCAGACUUUUGCCUUGGAUUCUCAUAGGAGAAGUAUUUCCCGCAGACGUCCGAGGAAUGGCCAGCGGGGCCGCGAGCUCUGUUGGCUACAUUUUCGGCUUUCUGGCCAACAAGACCCACUUCUCUCUGGUGGAAGCUCUCACUCUGGCCGGCACAUUUUGGAUCUACGUGUGCGUUUCGUUGGUGGCAACAGUUCUACUCUACAUCUUCAUGCCCGAAACUGAAGGCAGAACCCUCCUGGAAAUUUCAAGGCAUUUUGCCGGAGAAAAGGUUCCCGGUUGGAAGAGAAGACGGCCAAGGAAAUCCACAAAACAAAGCAACGAACUAGAUACGACUGAGGAUGACGUCGAGGCGAGUCCCAAAAUCAACCAAAAUAUCAAGAGCGUCAACGGCGACACUCACUUGUGAAUCAAAGACUUGGCGAGUUUCAGAAUUAAAAAUGAUACAAAUCGCUCUGCGGACCAAAUCAUAUUGUCUAAGAUUUCAUGAAUGCAUAGGUUAGUGCUUUGUUAAGUGACCUGAAUCUUUUUCAAUACAUAUGCAUGUAGAAAUGCACAAGUGCACUUAUAAUAAUAUAUCACGUUCCCACAGGACGUACGAAUAAACUACAAUUAUUUUGUGUUUGUUUCUCA